AUGGCAGCCACUAAACCUCUCGUCCUUCUGACUGGAGCAACCGGUUUCGUUGGUGCACAUGUCCUCGAUCAGCUGCUAGGUCUGGCUAAGUAUCGGGUCCUCGCACCAGUGCGGUCUACCAACAAGGCCAAGUAUUUCCUCGACAAGUACGCCAAAGAGAUCUCAGCAGGAACUCUCACCUUCGUUACAAACUCCGAUCUAUCUGCUCCACAUGCAUUGGACUCCACGCUCAAGGACAACGAGAUCUCGUACAUCAUCCACCUCGCCUCGCCCUACUUCACGACCAGUUCAAACCCGAUCGAAGAACUCGUCAAACCGGCGGUCAACGCCACCCGCAACGUCUUGCUGAGUGCGCUGACUUAUGGUGAGUCGGAUCUAAAACGACUGACCGUGCUCUCGUCUUUCGCCUCGGUCGUUGACCUCUCCAAAAACCCGAGAGCGGGUUACAAGUACCACUCUGAUGAAUGGGACCCCAUCACAGAGGAACAGGCCGCUGAGAAUGGAGUCCUGGGCUAUCACGCAAGCAAAACUUUCGCCGAGCGUGAAGCUUGGAAGCUGCACGACUCGGGUAUCGACGCCACCAAUCCCCAAAAAGCCAAGUUCGCCUUGACGACCUUGUGCCCGCCCAUGAUUUAUGGCCCGCCCAUUCACUACUCGGCGGAGAGUGUGCCUAAGGACGGCAUCUCUGGCUUGAACACGAGCACCGCGCGACUGAUCAAUGGGAUCCUUGGCAAAGAUCCGCUUUUUGCUCCCAAGGUGGCCACCCCCGGCCUCCCUGCCUGGAUCGACGUCAGGGAUAUUGCCAAAGCGCUGGUCUCAACUCUUGAGUUGGCGGAUGACGAUAAUGAACGAGUCAUUUUGAGUGGCGGCGUGGCAUAUUACGAAGAUGGUCUGAAGGGCUUGCGGGCUAGAGGUGUUCAAGGCUUGGGCGAGACUGGGGCGUUGGUGAACCCAGACAAUCACUUUUCUCUCGACAGAAGUAAGCAGGAAGAUGUGCUUGGAUUGAAGGAGACGAUACCAUUUCAGAAGACCGUGGAAGAUACUUAUGAUGCUGUGAAGGCAUUGGGCUUAUUAUAA
Exophiala bonariae is the source of this 1077-nucleotide messenger RNA. RefSeq lists its product as uncharacterized. The record is from RefSeq and is a predicted model, not a curated record. Lineage: Eukaryota; Fungi; Ascomycota; Eurotiomycetes; Chaetothyriales; Herpotrichiellaceae. Gene Ontology annotation, molecular function: oxidoreductase activity, acting on the CH-OH group of donors, NAD or NADP as acceptor. The transcript has a single exon. The coding region runs from base 1 to 1077 and encodes 358 amino acids.